Molecule: messenger RNA, 2559 nt
Organism: Artibeus jamaicensis (Jamaican fruit-eating bat)
Lineage: Eukaryota; Metazoa; Chordata; Mammalia; Chiroptera; Phyllostomidae
Gene: PIF1
Product: PIF1 5'-to-3' DNA helicase
Exons: 13
Coding region: 91-1995 (634 amino acids)
Biological process (GO): telomere maintenance; DNA repair
Molecular function (GO): DNA helicase activity
Source: RefSeq, a predicted model, not a curated record
GAAAGUUUCUAGAGCCUGAGUAACGCCGGCAAGUCAGCUCUGUUCAGCUAGUUCAUCCGAGUACCGGCGCAACUUGCAGAGGUGGUGGCGAUGCUGUCGGACACUUUGACAGCGGCAGCCGAACGUGAGGACUCGGAGUUGCGGUGCCGCGUGACUGUGGAGGAGCUGAGCCCGGGAGGGCAGCCGCGAAGGCGCAAGGCCCUACGCACCGCGGAGCUGAGGCUGGGUCGUAAUGAGCGGCGCGAGUUGAUGCUGCGGCUGCAGGCGCCUGGGCCUGCGGAGCGGCCCCGCUGCUUCCCCCUACGCGCCGCGCGUCUCUUCACUCGCUUCGCCGCCUCCGGGCGCAGCGCGCUGCGGGUCCCCGGGGACAGCGCUCCCGGGGCGGGCGCGGUGCAGUUGCUGCUCUCGGACUGCCCCCCAGAUCGACUGCGCCGCUUCCUUCGCACUCUGCGCCUCAAACUGGCUUCGGCCCCGGGUCCUGGGCCGCCCUCCUCCCGCACGCAGCUGCUUGGCCCGCGGUCCCGCGACUUCUUUACCAUCAGCCCUGUGCAGCCGGAGGAGCUGCGACCCGCAGUGUCCACCCGGGGCCCAGACACCAAGCCGGUGAAGCGGCCCACGGAGUCCCAGGAAGGCCCAAGGUGGCCCCUGCCAGUGAAGAGGCUGAGCUUGCCCCCCACCAAACUACAGCUUUCUGAGGAACAGGCUGCGGUGCUGAGGGUCGUCCUGAAAGGCCAGAGCAUUUUCUUCACAGGAAGUGCAGGGACAGGGAAGUCUUAUCUGCUGAAGCGUAUCCUGGGCUCACUGCCUCCCACAGGCACUGUGGCCACUGCCAGCACUGGGGUGGCAGCCUGCCACAUCGGGGGCACCACCCUCCACGCCUUUGCAGGCAUUGGCUCAGGUCAGGCUCCCCUGGCCCAAUGUGUGGCCCUAGCCCAGCGGCCAGGUGUGCGGCAAGGCUGGCUGAGCUGUCAGCGGCUGGUCAUUGACGAGAUCUCCAUGGUGGAGGCGGACUUAUUUGACAAGCUAGAGGCCGUGGCCAGAGCUGUCCGGCAGCAGAAUAAGCCAUUUGGAGGGAUCCAGCUCAUCAUCUGUGGGGACUUCCUACAGCUGCCACCAGUAACCAAGGGCUCCCAGCCCCCACAAUUCUGCUUCCAGGCCAAGAGCUGGAGGAGGUGUGUCCCAGUGACCCUGGAGCUGACCAAGGUGUGGAGGCAGGCAGACCAGACCUUCAUCUCUCUGCUGCAGGCUGUGAGGCUGGGCAGGUGCUCAGAGGAGGUGACCCACCAGCUUCAGGCUACGGCCACCCACCAGGUGGGGCGAGAUGGGAUUGUGGCCACGAGGCUCUGCACCCACCAGGAUGAUGUGGCCCUUACCAAUGAGAGGCGGCUGCAGGAACUGCCAGGUAAGGUACACAGCUUUGAGGCCAUGGACAGUGAUCCUGAGCAAGCCCGGACCCUGGAUGUCCAGUGUCCCGUUAGCAAGCUACUCCAGCUAAAGCUGGGGGCCCAGGUGAUGCUGGUGAAGAACUUAGCAGUGUCCCGAGGCCUGGUGAAUGGCGCCCGAGGGGUGGUAGUUGGGUUCGAGACGGAGGGGAGAGGGCUGCCCCAGGUGCGAUUUCUGUGUGGAGUCACUGAGGUCAUCCGUGCUGACCGCUGGACAGUGCAGACUACUGGGGGCCAGCUGCUCAGCCGGCAGCAGCUACCCCUCCAGCUGGCCUGGGCGAUAUCCAUCCACAAGAGCCAGGGCAUGUCCCUGGAUUGUGUGGAGAUCUCUCUGAGCCGUGUGUUUGCCAGUGGCCAGGCCUACGUGGCCCUUUCCCGGGCCCGCAGCCUGCAGGGCCUGCGUGUUCUGGACUUCGACCCCACGGUGGUUCACUGUGACCCCCGUGUGCUACGCUUCUAUGCCACCCUGAGGCGGAGCAGUGACCUUGGACUGGAGUCCCCAAAUGACGAUGACGCAGUCUCAGACCAGGAGAAUGUGGACCCAAAUCUCUGAGUCGCAGAGAGAAGACAAAGGAUGGUCUCCCCUUCCUCCUGCUCCCAGGCCGGUCAGGGCCCAGGGAUAGCAGGAGGAGGCUGUGCCCCUUUCUCCCUUCACUGGGGCCUCUCAGCCUCCUGCAGGGGUCUGAGCAUAGUACUUCCCACCCAUUUGCCCUCUGUGCCUCAGUUUCUCCCCUUGCCCUAGAUGAGCUGCUUCCAGGGUCAGAAGUAACCUUUUCUGUGCCCAUUGGGAGUGGGCCAGGUAUUAGAGCACAGAGUUGUCUGCGAGGGUUGGCCGCAGGCCUGUGGGCAUGAAUGCUGCCCCCUUCGGGCUGCAGAGGGGAGAGGUGCUCCAGGGGCAGGAAUAGGCCACGUGGAACCUGAGGUGAUUUCCCAGCUAGGCCCAGCCUAGCACAGCCAGGACAGACACCUCCUGAGCCUGGCAACGUGAGGAUACGCACAGCAAACCGUGCGCCUGUAUCUUAAGCUGCUUUCAGGGAUAAGAAGUAGUGUGUAGGGAUUGAAAUGGAUGUUCUCAGAUUGUAUUUAUUUUGGGCAAAUAAACAUGUGAAUUGCGCAA